Messenger RNA from Adineta steineri, 588 nucleotides. Lineage: Eukaryota; Metazoa; Rotifera; Eurotatoria; Adinetida; Adinetidae. The record is from the annotation of a GenBank genome assembly.
AUGGAUGAAAUUACCUUCAAUACUCCAAGUAUUAUUAAAUUAGGAUCAUUUGCUGGCAAAAUUAAAUAUUGUCUUUUCGAUACAUUUUUUAUUCCUCUAUUGAAAAUAUUCAAAUUAAAAAUAAAAUAUAUUGAUAAUCAAUUGAUUGUUAUUGCAAAUGAUGGAUUAGAAGAUAUUCUAUUACAUAAUUUAAUUUGGGAAUAUUUUUAUCAAUAUACAAUUCCAGAUAAUUAUACAAUUUAUCAUCGAAAUGGAAUAACAAUGGAUAAUCGUCUAGAAAAUUUAUUAUUAAUAUCGAAUAAUAUGAUUUAUCUACCAUUAAAAUCUUCUUCUCAAUCAAGUUUUUAUUGGAAUAUUAUUUCAAAUUUACCAAUUGAUAUGGAUGAAGUUGAUUAUCAUAAUUCAAUAUUAAAUCAAUCAGAUUUAUAUGAAUGUCAUAAUGCAGCAUGUACACAAUUAUUAAUAAAUUCAUCGAAUGAACAGUUUAUUUGUCUUAAAUGCAAGAAAAUAAAAUAUUGUAGUCAAAUGUGUCAAAUAAUGGACGCUGAUAUUCAUUCAAUAUUUUGUAAUCCAAAUAGUUCAACAUAA